AAAACCAUUUAGCCUAUUCACUUUUGCUGUCUGCUCGGUGCCAAAAACGGAUCAUCAACCUGUGAAAACGUCCGCUCAGCCUCGACACCGUGUCGUCCUGUCACUGAGUCCGCACACGGUCCGCAACAUCUCCUGGUGACAAAACAGGCCUAAACGCUCAGGCGCUCCUCCUCUUCCAACUGAUACCUUGGUGUAAAUGUUAAAUUGGUAGGCCCGCGCGGGUCCCAGAAGCUGUCUUUGCUCGUAAGUGUCAACGGAGCUACGGCCGUCAUUCAACAGCUAGUCCCCGCCUCCCAUCCCCGGCGGAUGGACUGCUGGACGGUUGGAACCAAUGGCGGAGCUCAAGUGCAGUUACUGGACAGUGGUGGGACGAGCUUGAACUUCGUGUCUUGUCGGAAUCACGGAAAACCCCGAGUAUUUGUCAACUUCAGCUCUCAUAUGUCACCCAUGCAAACCCACUUUCCUCGUCGGACAACACUGCGGGAGUACAACUCAACUUUCAUGUUGUUCCCGUCUAAUUCUGGACUAACUCCUGCUAAGGUCAACCGUAGAGUUGCCAAACAAAAGAUUCAUGUUUAUGAAGCGAGAGAGAUGGGGCCAGAGAGAGAAAGAUUCCCCCGGCAGAGAUAAUUAAAGAAUGGCCGCCCACCCUGAGGGAGUUUUUCCCUACCUGUGUCACCAAGUGCCUGCUCAUGAGAUGACGUCACUCUACAGAAACCUGGCUGUGCUUCUCCUUUUCACCUCGCCUCUCCUCCAUUCCCGCCUCUACACUCACGCUGCCUCCACAUCCCCUCCAGUUACCCGUCCACGGAUCAUAUUCAUGACUGACACAGGCUCAGAUGAUGACUUUGAUGAUGAAGAUGAUGACUACCUUGACAACCACAGCUCUCCUCCUGAAGUGCUGUACCCAGGGAAGACGACCUUUCUCCAGCAGGCACCGGAGCUCUGCCAAUACAACCCCUGUUUGGAGAAUCAGGAGCCCUGCGCCCAACAUUCAGAAAAGACUGGGUGUCUCUGUCCUGGGAUCAGUGGGGCUGAUGAGCCUCCUCACGCACCACGCAUCCAAAUGCUGCUGCCAGUCAGUGAAGGGGAGGACACAGGGAAGAUAGAAGUCCAGUGGUGCGCUCCAUCUUCUGUGGUGUCCGGGUACAGAGUUGUGAUCGAGGGAAGUGAGGGGCAUGACCGGGAGUUUAGGGACGUUUCCCGACGAGGUGUGGUCGGAUUUUUGGAAGUUGGGACUAAGGUCUGUGUGGAGGCGGUGAACAAUGCAGGACACAGCACCCCCUCAGAGUUCUCCUGUAAGCGGUAUGACCCUCCUAAAUCUUCUAACCAUAAUCUGCUGGCCUGGAUCAUAGGAGGAGGAGUCACCCUCCUUCUACUUCUUAUCAUAGCAGCUGUUCUCCUCUGGAAGUAUCAAAUGCAUCAAAAGGCAAAGAAAGAUUCCACUGAUGGACUAGGCAACCCUUCUUACAGCAGAGAGGGAACUCUGUGAUCCAGACAGGUUCAGCCCAGACAAUCUAUCUCGGUCAAACUUAACAUGCCUCUUGAGACAGGGGACACAGCAGUGGUGUAGUCAUGAUCAAAAGCAAAACAGUUCUGGGGUGUUGUUAGGAGUGAUUAUAGAAUAAGAAGUUCUUUACAGUCCUGUUUCAAGGAAUAUGUAAAUAUACAGGGAGAAAUUGGUGUUCAUGGAAUAACACCAACAAAUGGGUAAUGCUAUUAUUUUGUGGUUAGAACUACAGGUUUAUUUGCUGGCAAAUUAACCAUUGUAGGUUUAUUGUAGUGUUUUUUUUUUAUCAUGGCUGAAUUUAAUUGUAAAUAUUAAUAUUUUUUAGGAUAUACUGACUGAAACAUUUGUAAUAAACUAAAACCUAUUUUAAUAAA
Messenger RNA from Micropterus dolomieu (smallmouth bass), 1884 nucleotides. Its product is annotated as LRRN4 C-terminal-like protein. The record is from RefSeq and is a predicted model, not a curated record. The transcript is spliced from 5 exons. NCBI's taxonomy places the organism in Eukaryota, Metazoa, Chordata, Actinopteri, Centrarchiformes, Centrarchidae. The coding region runs from base 638 to 1492 and encodes 284 amino acids. Gene Ontology annotation, molecular function: protein binding.